UCUCGCUGACAGUCACCGAUCUGCUGCGAGACGCACUACGUACUUAAUUAAAGUUUUUUUGUUGUAGUUUUUUAAAAUAAAGUGACCGACACCCAUAAACAAUUGCAAAAGUGUCCCAUCGAAUUUCGUGGGAAAUAGAAUUCACGACAAAAGAAAUGGCCACGAAUUAUCCCGAGGUCGAGGAAGUGAAGGCCAGGGCCCUGCAGAGUUUCGCCAAGGAAUUCGGCGUGGCUGCGACCGUGUGCGUAUGCGCGCCUGGCCGCGUGAACUUGAUCGGCGAACACACGGACUACAACGAGGGCUUCGUUUUACCGAUGGCGCUGCCAGUGGUCACAGUGAUUGCCGGCAGGCCAAACGACAAUACAAAAAGCUGCAAGAUCGUGUCACUGUGUGAGGCCAUUGGCACCCAAAGCACGGCGGAAUUCGAUUGCAGCAGUCGUGAGACAAUGAAGCCUGGUGAGCCCAAAUGGGCAAACUACGUUAAGGGCUGCAUCGCUAAUUUUUCAAAGCCAAUUCCAGGAUUCAAUGCUGUGGUUGUUUCGACAGUUCCCGUCGGUGCUGGCCUCAGUAGUUCCGCUGCAUUAGAAGUGGCUACAUACACAUUCUUAGAAUGCAUGACGGGUGAAACUUCAACAAGACCAGAAGACAAGGCGCUGGCAUGCCAGAAAGCCGAGCACGAGUACGCGGGCGUGCCAUGUGGCAUAAUGGACCAGCUGAUAUCAGCGAUGGGCCUCGAGGGCCACGCGCUCCUCCUCGAUUGCCGGGACCUCAGCGCCAAGCAGAUACCGAUGCAACACCUCGGCGACAAGGUCUUCCUCAUCACGAACUCCAAUGCGCCGCACAAGCUCAGCUCAAGCGCGUACUGCGAGCGCCGCGACUCCUGCCACGAGGCCGCCAACCUCCUCGGCAAGAAAAGCCUGCGCGAAGCUGACCUGCAGGAUCUCGAUGUGCUGAGGUCGAAGAACGCGAGCGAGGUGACGGUCAAGCGAGCACGUCACGUCAUCUCGGAGAUAAAGCGCGCGCUCGAGGCAGCGCAGAGCCUCGAGAACAACGAGCUCGAGCGCUUCGGGCGGUUGAUGAACGAGAGCCACGACUCGCUGCGCGACGACUACGAGGUGUCCUCGAAAGAGCUGGACACUCUGGUGUCGAUAGCCCGAGGAGUCGACGGUGUCCUCGGCAGUCGGCUAACGGGCGCUGGAUUCGGUGGUUGCACCGUCACGCUGCUCAAGAGGGACGCGGUGGAUACGGUUAUCCGGCUCGUCAAGGAGAAGUAG
Molecule: messenger RNA, 1274 nt
Organism: Copidosoma floridanum
Lineage: Eukaryota; Metazoa; Arthropoda; Insecta; Hymenoptera; Encyrtidae
Product: galactokinase
Biological process (GO): carbohydrate phosphorylation; galactose metabolic process
Cellular component (GO): cytoplasm; cytosol
Molecular function (GO): ATP binding; galactokinase activity
Source: RefSeq, a predicted model, not a curated record